Molecule: messenger RNA, 1925 nt
Organism: Colossoma macropomum (tambaqui)
Lineage: Eukaryota; Metazoa; Chordata; Actinopteri; Characiformes; Serrasalmidae
Gene: znhit2
Product: zinc finger, HIT-type containing 2
Exons: 2
Coding region: 146-1885 (579 amino acids)
Source: RefSeq, a predicted model, not a curated record
CAAACGAAGCCGUUUGAACUUAUAGGCGAAGCUGCGUAAAUAUAACGCCGCUCGGCGCGCAAGAAGGCUCCGCUUUUGUGUUUAAUGUGCGUCAUCAAUCUGAGCCCCUCGCGCGGAUGCCGAAACAGCGCAUGAUCAGCAUAAAAUGGACCACCUGAUCAGACGGAGGAUUCCUGCAUGUGUGCGGACGAUACUGACCGACAUCACACCGAAAGAGGAUGAGCUGAGGGACUGGACAGAACCGGAGCCGGAACCAGAACCUGUAACCAGGGACGGAAUUUCCCUUCCUGUUGGAGCUGCUCCUGAAGCUCUCCUGACUCCGGCUGGAACGGGCAGUGCAGACGGAGCCAGACCUUCAGCCCGACUGUGUGGACUUUGUUUAUCCAGACCGUCCUGCUAUACCUGUCCCAGGUGUAACAUUCCGUACUGUGGGCUGCCGUGCUACCGGAGCCCGGCUCACUCCGCGUGCUCCGAGGAGUUCUAUAAGGAGUGCGUGUCGGAGGAGCUGAAGUGUCGGAGCGAGACAGAAGAGGAGGGAAGGUCUAGAAUGCAGGAGAUCCUCCUGAGGCUGAGGAGCAGCGCUAACGCUGACGGAGGGAUGGAGAACCUGCUGAAAGAUCUGGUGGAGGAAACCCGAGGAGGUGUGACGGAGCAGGACGCUGAGGCGCUACAGCUUCUGUCCAGACUGGCAGAACUUCAGGCGAGCGGUAAGGAGGAGCACAGCGAGGAGAUCCUGGAGAUCCUGCGGAAACUCAGAGAGAUUGAGGAAGGAGACGAGGACAGCGAUGAUGAGGAUCUGGCUCUGAAGCUUUCAGGGCUAAAUAUAGACGCUCUAACAGAAGAACAGCUGUGGAACCUUCUGCCGUCCCGAGAUAAGGAUAAGUUUAAGGAGCUGGUGAGGGGAGAUGGUGCUGCACGUUUGGUGGAACCGUGGAGGCCAUGGUGGGAAGAACAUGAACAAAACACUAAGGUGCUUAUAGAAGAGCUGCAAUCAGGGGAGGAAAGAAGGAGCUCCAGUGGAAAUGGAACGAUGGACGCUGAAGACAGGAUAAGGAACGAGAAGGAAAGUGAAGACAAUCAGACCGAAGAAGUUUCCGAAAUUCAGUCUAAAGACGUAAACACGACAAAACAACAGCUUUCAGCGGCUACGCCUCCCCCACGGUCCAGCCAGAGCCUUAAAAAGCAGAAGAAAACGCCAAAAUCGAGAAACGCUAACAGCGUGAAAGGCUCAAACUCUGCUGCUCCACCCAUCAGUGCUAAAGUCCCGCCCCUCCACACCAUCUCCUCAAGCCCCUCCCCUUUAGUCCAGUUCAGCGUGGUGAACGCGCUGUACGGCUACGCGUUCUCUCUGUGUCGGUUUAACGGGGAUAUCUCAGAGUCGGCGCUGCUGCUGGAGUUCUGCCGGACCGUUCUGGAGACGUCGGAGAGUCUGGGCUCGGCCCGAGCGUUCUCCUCGCUCUCUGAGGCUCUAGAGGGCGCCGUUUCGGCCGGCCGCCUUGACAGAGACGAUCCAGAAGCUCCGGUCCGAACUUUAGGGGCCGUGGCUCAUAUCCUGACCGGGCGGAGUAAGGAGGACCCGGUCGGCUACGCCCUGUCCGCUCUGUCGCAGCUACGGUCGGCCUUCAGCGAGGCCAGAGCAUCCGUCACCAGAGAGGAAGAGGAGUGGAGGCGGAAGCUGUUUCUGGCGGGGAAGAAGUGCGAGUUCCUCCAGUCGUGGGUGAAGGAGAACGCGGAUGCCGUGAGGAGCUCCGCCCGCUGGACGUGGAGGGAGUUCAGCAGGAGGAGAGAGGAGAGGGAGACGAUGGAGAGAGAGAGGAGGGGACUGGAGGAGGGAUGGAGGAAGGGACAAGGAAGAGGGAGAGCCCUGAUAGAGGAGAUCGACUGAAAUGAGUUCUAAUGAAAUAAAGCUGAACUUAUCAUUUUCA